Messenger RNA from Aplysia californica (California sea hare), 1114 nucleotides. RefSeq names its product probable glutathione S-transferase DHAR1, cytosolic. Gene Ontology annotation, biological process: chloride transport. The record is from RefSeq and is a predicted model, not a curated record. Gene Ontology annotation, molecular function: chloride channel activity. NCBI's taxonomy places the organism in Eukaryota, Metazoa, Mollusca, Gastropoda, Aplysiida, Aplysiidae. Gene Ontology annotation, cellular component: membrane; cytoplasm.
AUACAUCGAGUCCCUGUACCCCAACCCUCCCCUCAAAUCCAACUACGACGGCCCAGCUGUUGAAGCAACUGGCGGAGUCUUCGGGGGCUUGGCCAAGCUGCUCUUUUUCAAAAACAAAGACGAGAUUCCACAACUGAAGGCAAACCUGACGGCCGAGCUGAAGAAGGUGGACGAUUACCUCAAGUCUGACGCCAGGAAGGGCAAGUAUCUGCUGGACAACGAGUUCAGGGAGCUGGACUGUAUGCUGGUGCCCCGUCUGCGUCAUGUCGAGAUCGCCGGCAAGUACUUCCACAACUACGAGAUCCCCAGCGAGCUGACAGCGCUGACAGAGUACAACAGAGUGGGCCAGGCCGCGCAGAUCUACCAGACCAUCAUCCCCACGGACGAGGACAUCGUCAAGAGCUGGACCAGACAUGGCGUCCAGAGAGCCGUCUAAGUGCAACGGAAUGUCGCUGGAAAUUGUAGACCACAAUUUAAUUUAAUUUGUACAUAUUAUUAUUAUACACCACUCGGGGCAUUUGUGACGAGCAAUCGGACACACAAACAUGGCGUCCAGAGGGCCGUCUUAGAGCAGCAAAAUGUCUCUCUGGAAAUUGUCGACCACAAUCAGAAUUGUACACCUCUCUAGUCGUUCGUCAUACACCAUCGGACACACAAACCAACAUGGCGUACAGAGGGCUGUUUAAGUUUAAGAUCAAAAUGUCGUUGGAAUAUGUAGACCACACAGUUAUAAUUGUACACCACUCGAGUCGUAUGUGAUGAGUCGAGAGGGCUGUUUAAGUUUAGUAGUAGUAGUAGUAUAGGGUUUUACGGCGCUCGCAACUGCUAAGGUCAUAUGAGCGGGGUUUAAGUUUAAGAUCAAAAUGUCGAAGGAAAUUGUAGACCACAGUUAUAAUAAAAUUGUACAAUUCUCUCCAAUUAUAGGAAACAAUUUGUAAUCAGCGCAGACGAAGUUUGAGAAUUGUAUAUACGGUACAUUUUAUUAUUAUUAUUCAGUAGUCAUAGCUUUUGUUUUCUUUCUAAAAUUGGACCAAUGAUCUUUCUAUCAACUAUUGUUAUGAACAAGUUGCAACUACUGGUUUUGCUAAGGAAAUAAACAUUUUCUUGGAAUGUA